Acanthopagrus latus (yellowfin seabream) is the source of this 2061-nucleotide messenger RNA. RefSeq names its product terminal nucleotidyltransferase 5ba (gene tent5ba). The transcript has 2 exons. Gene Ontology annotation, biological process: mRNA stabilization. Bases 286 to 1470 code for a protein of 394 amino acids. Gene Ontology annotation, molecular function: poly(A) RNA polymerase activity; RNA binding. The record is from RefSeq and is a predicted model, not a curated record. Lineage: Eukaryota; Metazoa; Chordata; Actinopteri; Spariformes; Sparidae.
GGUUCUUUCCAGACUGACUGGAUUCUAUCGGCGCGCACCGGAGGAAACGGCUGAUCUCUCCCGCUCUCGCCUCCACAUCUCUGACUCCACCAGAAAAAAAAACAAAAAAAAACUUUUUUUUCUUCUCUUCCAACCUUCAGCGUGAACGACAGGACCCGCUCACGGCUCUCAGCUGCAGGGGAUAUAACAUCUGAGAGAGGAUACAGCGCUGUCACAUUCGUCCAGCUGAUUUCUAGUUCUUUUUCUUCUAUUUCGGGGAGGGGGGGACUGAAAGUUAACGUCGCCAUGUCUUGCGGUGGUGCGUCGGAUCAGAGUCGGCGGUUCUGCGUGUUGUCUUGGGAUCAGGUGCAGCGCUUGGACUCGAUCCUGGGGGAGGCUGUGCCCAUCCAUGGCCGGGGAAACUUCCCCACUCUGUCCGUGCAGCCGCGCCAGAUCGUCCAGGUGGUGCGGGCGAGGCUGGAGGAGAGGGGUGUGUGUGUUAAAGAUGUCAGGCUAAAUGGUUCGGCUGCCAGCCAUGUGCUCCAUCAGGACACCGGACUGGGCUACAAGGACCUGGACCUGAUCUUUGGCGUGUCGCUGAAAGACGAUCAGGCCUUCCGCCUGGUGAAGGAUGUCGUGCUGGACUGCCUUUUCGACUUCCUGCCAGCCGGGGUCUCUAAGGAGCGCAUCUCGGCACUAACCCUCAAAGAGGCCUAUGUACAGAAACUGGUGAAAGUCUGUAAUGACACGGACCGCUGGAGCCUCAUCUCGCUGUCCAACAACACAGGCAAGAAUGUGGAGCUAAAAUUUGUGGACUCUUUACGGCGACAGUUUGAAUUCAGCGUGGACUCCUUCCAGAUUUGCCUCGAUUCUCUGCUCUUGUUUGACCGCUGCUCAGAGACGCCCAUGUCUGAGAGCUUUCAUCCCACUGUUGUCGGGGAGAGCGUGUACGGGGACUUCAGGGAGGCCAUGGAGCACCUGUGUCAGAGGACCAUAGCUACACGCAGCCCAGAGGAAAUCAGAGGGGGCGGCUUAUUGAAGUACUGCCACCUGCUGGUGCGAGGGUUCAGACCCUCCUCGGAGGCGGACAUGAAGCAGAUGCAGCGCUACAUGUGCUCCCGCUUCUUCAUAGACUUCUCUGACAUAGGGGAGCAGCAGCGGAAACUGGAGGCCUACCUGCAGAACCACUUUGCCGGGAUGGAGCACAAACGGUACGAGUGCCUGAUGACUCUGCACCAGGUGGUGAACGAGAGCACCGUGUGUCUGAUGGGCCACGAGCGGCGUCAGACGCUCAGCCUCAUCUCCAUGCUGGCGCUGAAGGUGCUGGCUGAGCAGAACGCCAUCCCGACUGUAACGAACGUCACGUGUUAUUACCAGCCAGCGCCGUACGUGCAGGACAUCAACUUCAGUAAUUACUAUAUUGCGCAUGUGCAGCCGCCGCAGGUCUCACCGUGCAGUAAUUCAUAUCAGACAUGGCUGCCCUGUAGCUGAGUGGACUGUGAGGAGGGCAGAGAUGGACACGGCUCCAUCGCUCUUUAUCUGUCAGAGGAAGUGGACUGAAAAUACAAAAAAAAACAACAACAACAACAAAAAACAAAACUCAUGUUUGCCAAAUGUGACUUGACUUAAACAAUCCUGUACUGCUGUACAUCCGAUUGAGCCGACACGUUGAUUUUUGUCUUGCAAAACAUCUGUAAGAUUGCUGGUCAUUUCUGAGAUGUAGCGAUAAAUCUUGUUUAAGUAUUAAAAAAAAAGUCUAUAUGAAGCUUUAUAUAUAUAUAUAUAUAUAUAUAUUGUAUGUCAAAAAUACAUUUUUGAGGAAACAAACUUUGAAGCCGGUGCUGUUUUCAUACUCUGGCUUUAUUUUUUUAAAAUUACAUACUGGACCAAAGAUGUAUUUGUUGUUCAGAAAGGGAAUGUUGUUAUGAUUCCAAGUGCCUAAAAAUGAACCAUGAAAUGUUCUGAAAACAUCUGUAAAGUGAGAACUGUGCAGUCGCUGUUUUCUAGAUUACUCCGUCUCUCUUUUCAGGAACAGAAGUCAUUCAUUCAUUUUUGUGAGAUUAAAAAAAGGAAAAAAAAAAU